Messenger RNA from Glycine soja, 444 nucleotides. RefSeq lists its product as uncharacterized. The coding region runs from base 1 to 444 and encodes 147 amino acids. The transcript is spliced from 2 exons. The record is from RefSeq and is a predicted model, not a curated record. Lineage: Eukaryota; Viridiplantae; Streptophyta; Magnoliopsida; Fabales; Fabaceae.
AUGUGUCCUCCUCCAGAAAAGGUCAACACUAAAGGUGCACAAAAGAUACCCAUGAACAGAAACCAAAGAUCAACAAAGCGUGAUCCGUCUUACUGGAAGUAUGUUGAUGUUUUACAUUCUGUGCAAAAUAGUAAUUCUUCAGUGAAGCGUAGUGCAUCAUCUUCUGACCAGCCCAUUCCAAGAAGGACCAUGCCAAUGUUGGAUCAAUUUCAUCCAUUUAUACAUGAUUUCAUUGACAACAUUGUGGAUGUCAAAGCUGACAAUAACUGUGGAUAUCGUGUGAUUGCUGCUUUAUUAGGUAUGGGUGGAGAUUCUUGGUCCUUGGUGCGCAACCAUUUGCUUAAAGAACUUGGCAAAUGGUCAGAUGACUAUAUCAAGCUCUUUGGUGGCACAAACAGAUUCGAGGAAUUAAGGAGGUUAUUAUGGAUAAGUGGAUGGAUAUAA